Molecule: messenger RNA, 1171 nt
Organism: Eurypyga helias (sunbittern)
Lineage: Eukaryota; Metazoa; Chordata; Aves; Eurypygiformes; Eurypygidae
Gene: VIPR2
Product: vasoactive intestinal peptide receptor 2
Exons: 8
Biological process (GO): cell surface receptor signaling pathway; adenylate cyclase-modulating G protein-coupled receptor signaling pathway
Cellular component (GO): plasma membrane
Molecular function (GO): G protein-coupled peptide receptor activity; peptide hormone binding; vasoactive intestinal polypeptide receptor activity
Source: RefSeq, a predicted model, not a curated record
AAAACUUCAUUGUACUCGGAACUACAUCCAUCUGAACCUGUUCCUCUCUUUCAUUCUAAGAGCAAUCUCUGUUUUAGUCAAGGAUGAUAUUCUCUAUUCCAGCUCCAACACAGCUCACUGCCCAGAGGAUCAAACAUCAUGGGUGGGCUGCAAGGCUAUUUUGGUGUUUUUUCAGUAUGGUGUUAUGGCAAACUUUUACUGGCUCUUAGUUGAAGGACUUUACCUCCACAUCCUCCUUGUGCUAAUAUUCUCCCCCAACAGACACUUCACAAUCUACCUGCUGAUCGGAUGGGGAAUUCCUACUGUAUUCAUUAUUACGUGGACAGUGACACGGAUCAUUUUAGAAGACACUGGUUGCUGGGAUACAAAUGAGCAUGGUGGUCCCUGGUGGGUUAUACGAAUACCAAUUUUAAUUUCUAUUAUAGUGAAUUUUAUACUUUUCAUUAGUAUUAUAAGAAUCUUACUGCAGAAGUUAAGAUCUCCAGAUGUUGGAGGAAAUGACCAGUCACAGUACAAGAGACUUGCAAAAUCCACGUUGUUGCUUAUUCCGUUAUUUGGAGUUCACUACACAGUGUUUGCUCUAUUUCCUGACCGCAGUUCCAAUAAUUAUAAAAUAAUCUUUGAGUUGUGUUUGGGAUCUUUUCAGGGGUUGAUUGUUGCAGUCCUGUAUUGUUUUUUGAACAGUGAAGUGCAAGGGGAGCUGAAAAGAAAAUGGCGGAGUUUGUGCUGGAAGCAGACAGCAGGCAGAGAUUACAGACUCCACAGCUCUUCAAUUUCCCGAAAUGGAUCAGAAAGCGUUUCUCAGCUCCACCGGAAUUCAAGGGCUCAGUCAUUUAUGCAGACAGAGACCACCAUGAUAUAAAUCAUCUAUGUCCCCACAACAGGAAGAACUGUGGGAUAGAUCAUUCAUUAUGCAGCUUGAUGUGAUACAUUUUAUAAUGUACAGUUUAGUGCUUUGCUUUUCUACGUGUUGGUAUUUGGGAAAUUGGUUUGUGCAGCCAACCAGUUGAUAACAGAGACACCUGCCCCAUGGAUGCUUUCUGGUUUGGGGUUUUCUUAAUGGUUUCCAUAUUAGUUCUGAUGUUCUCUUGCUGUUUACUAGUCAUAACUAUUCAAAAACUCAUUUACUGUAAUUGUCCCUUUACCCUCCAGCGUGUCUACAAGAUAGAUG